UUUUAUUGCAAUUGAUGAACAAUCAAAAGAAUCAAUUUUCCAGAGGCCACCAGAAGUUAGACAUGUUCCAAAUAAAGCAUCAUCACAAAUGUCUGGAUGGAAUUAUGGUCUUAGAACUAGUACUAAUCCUUAUGCUAGCAUCCCAACAUCAGCAUUUAACAUAUUGCAUUACGUGCAUUACGAAAAACCUUUUGUAUCACAUCAGGCACCUCAACAGCAACAAUAUUGUUUUCCCGCAUCACUUCAGGCACCUCAACAGCAACUAUAUUGUUCUCCCGUAUCACUUCAGGCACCUCAACAGCAACAAUAUUUUUCUCCUGCUUUACGGUUUCCACUUCCUUCUUCUAACGAUAUUAAUAAUGAUCAAAAUCAAAAUCAAAAAGAAAGAGAGGAUGUGACGAAAAAGGUGACGACCAAGAAAGAAAUAAAAGAACAUGAAAAACCCAAUAUUGAAACACUAUUAACAUUUUUGUCACUUCAAUCAUUUGAUGGCAAAUUUCAACCUAAAAAUGAAUUUUUUGAAUUUUUUGGAAAGAAUUCAUUGGAUGAAUUCAACUUUGAAAAUAAUUUUGAAAAUAAAGAUGAUAUGCAGCAAAAAGUGAAAUUAUGUACAAUUAUUGCAUUGAUUUAUUUGGAAGUGGUGAUGAUGAAGGAUUUUAAAGAUGAAUGUGAUAUUUGUUACAAAAAAUCUAAAAAAGCGUUAACAACUAAAUUUAAAGAUUAUAAUGAAGAGAAUGUCAAGAAUGUUAUGGACAGUGUUAGGAAAUGGAUGAAUGAUUGGAUCAAAGAAUAA
Entrophospora candida is the source of this 793-nucleotide messenger RNA. The record is from the annotation of a GenBank genome assembly. NCBI's taxonomy places the organism in Eukaryota, Fungi, Glomeromycota, Glomeromycetes, Entrophosporales, Entrophosporaceae.